AUGGCUGUUUUAAGUGUGCAUGCUUAUUUUUUAUUUUAGCAUUUCAAAGGAUAAAAAUAAAAUCUCAAUAUAUCUAAAUAGAAAAAUGAGUAGCAUGAAGGAGUGUGUUUAUUAAAAAAACUGUUAUUUAUUUUUAUUUUAAUUAGUUUGCAAGAAUAUGAUAUCUUUUAAUGCACAAUGAUAACUUUAUUGAAUUUUGGAUAUAUUGGAUAUCUAUUGUCUAUAAAAUAGUAUAUGCCAAAAAUUGAAUUUUUUGGACUUAUUUGGACGGAAGCUCCAGUAAUGCUUGUUACAUUUACAAGUUUAGUCUAUUGCCGUGAUUUUUCGGGUUAUUUAACAUCUGACUAAUAAACUGAUUUAGGUUUUGGAUAAAUUGGAAUUUUUAUUCUAGGCUUAUUAGGACCACUAAUUUAACUUGGAUUCAAACUUUCAAGAGACCUUUAAUAAUGUUAUCAAAAGAAUAAAUAGAAGCCUGAGCUUCUAUGA
Molecule: messenger RNA, 486 nt
Organism: Paramecium sonneborni
Lineage: Eukaryota; Ciliophora; Oligohymenophorea; Peniculida; Parameciidae
Source: the annotation of a GenBank genome assembly